Mizuhopecten yessoensis (Yesso scallop) is the source of this 1109-nucleotide messenger RNA. Its product is annotated as tumor necrosis factor receptor superfamily member 11B-like. The transcript has 5 exons. NCBI's taxonomy places the organism in Eukaryota, Metazoa, Mollusca, Bivalvia, Pectinida, Pectinidae. Gene Ontology annotation, molecular function: protein binding. The record is from RefSeq and is a predicted model, not a curated record. The coding region runs from base 72 to 785 and encodes 237 amino acids.
GCCUGUACAUAUAAUGUUCAUAUACACCUGUACCCGGCCAAUACACAGCUAGGACGGUAUUUCCGGAUUGAAUGAAACAAAAAGGUUUUGAUAAUAUGAAAAUAUCAGCUGUGGUAUUGGCGAUUCUGUUGUCCUGUGUCUUGAAUGCAGAGGCCAAAGAUCAAGAAGAAGAUUUAAAAUCGGACAUAGAAUACGUAGCGCCCUCUGGUAUGAAGUGUUUGAAAUGUUAUCCGGGUACUUACCUGCUGAGUCACUGUGUCAGCGAAAACACAAAUUCUAGUUGCCAACAAUGUAAGGACGGGACGUUUAACUCAGACAAUAACAUUGCACAUUGUUGUUAUUCUUGCGACCCAACUUGUGAAACCGCUGAAUUGGUUCCUGUCGUUAACUGUUCACACACAUCAAAUUUAAAAUGUGAAUGUCCAAACGGCCAGUAUAAUCUAUAUCCUCAUUUGAAAAAAACCCACGCAGUCUGUCAGGAGUUUGGACCCUGUCAACGUGGAUAUGGUGUUCGCGUCAAAGGCACCUCUGUCAAUAAUACAACCUGUAAGAGAUGUGAUUCGGGAAGAACGUUCUCUUCGACUAAUUCAUCCUUGGAUGAAUGUCAGCAAUGCACCAAAUGUGGACCAGGGGGCUUCCUGACUGACUGUACCUCGAUGCAGGAUCGGAAGUGUUAUAUCAAACCCCCUGAUCAGAACAGAGGUUCCUCAACAGAUGUAGAUACUCCACUGCUGAAAGUAGUCCUACCAGUAGUCCUUGUAAUCGUCAUAGCAUCUGUAUUAUAGUAACACUAUUUCUACGGAAAUCAAAGAAAUGUUGUUUCCAAGAAGAACAAGGCCAAGAGGAUGCUUCUACUUCUAAAUGGUACUGACCAACUUCAACAAUUUGAAGAUAAAAUGUCCGACGAGGAGUGAAACAUAGAGAGAGAUUGUUUUUAAACAGGUCAGGUGGGAUUGAGGUAUGAUUUUCUUACCAGAAAACAUUAAUCAAAGUCAUACUUGUACGUUUUUGCCAGGUGUAAGGGGAUCGUUAAACAUGUCUUAUGUUACUAUGUUAUUGGCUUGUUUAUGUUUGCUGUGAUUGUAAGUAUACCAAACUGUAUAAUAUAA